Truncatella angustata is the source of this 453-nucleotide messenger RNA. RefSeq lists its product as uncharacterized. The record is from RefSeq and is a predicted model, not a curated record. The coding region runs from base 1 to 453 and encodes 150 amino acids. The transcript has 4 exons. Lineage: Eukaryota; Fungi; Ascomycota; Sordariomycetes; Amphisphaeriales; Sporocadaceae.
AUGGGGGUCUACAACCCAGCAAGCCAACUCGAGCCAAGUGGUCCGGUUGAGACGUAUGAUUUCAUCUGGCCCGGUGAUUGUGGCCCAUCGAAGUUCAGAGGAGAGCAAUCUUUAAAGACAUUGCGUCAGUUUCAUGGUGAAAUAUGUACCAAGCGUCUAACAACAUUCGAGGGAUCUGGGUUGACUAAGAACGCAGUGCAAAAGAUAAUUAUUUUGAGGCACAGAGAUCCUGAAAAAGUGGAAGUUACGGGAAUGGCGACUAAGCAAAGGCCACAGAGUAUAACUUCAGAUACUAUUAUUGGCGAUAUUAAUGAGCCUGGUUUUGCCAGGGCAGUAGACGAUCUACGCAUGUCAUGCGUAAUGAAAUUAGGAGCACAGGAAAUAAUAGUGAGAGACUGGCUAAGCCUAUGGAACUUGUCUAAGUACCUGGAUCCUGUGCCGACGAGCGAAUAA